Molecule: messenger RNA, 1849 nt
Organism: Saccostrea echinata
Lineage: Eukaryota; Metazoa; Mollusca; Bivalvia; Ostreida; Ostreidae
Product: leucine-rich repeat-containing protein 15-like
Exons: 23
Coding region: 113-1849 (578 amino acids)
Cellular component (GO): extracellular matrix
Molecular function (GO): protein binding
Source: RefSeq, a predicted model, not a curated record
ACAAUGUUCAGUAUCGCUGAUGCUGUAGACUUAUGUGAAAAAAAACAUAACAAAUGUGUUUGACGUAGUUGUACAUGUGGAAUUUAAGAUAAAUCGGAAGUUGAUUUAAACAAUGUUGAAUCUUAAAGAUUUCCUGUUUUAUGUGAUUUUGGUCCCUGUAGCAUCAGAAGAUGUGUGCGAUAUAUGUGUGUGCCACAUAAGACCAGAGAUAGAUUGCAGCUACAAAGGCUUCACCAGCAUUCCAGAUGUCCCUAUCAACACAACAUCUUUUGGUUUGGAGCAUAAUAACAUCUCGUGGAUACCAGCGAUGGCCUUCUCUACCCUGGAAAAUCUAGUGUGGUUGGAAUUGGAUUACAAUAAGAUCACAGAGAUAUCACCGACAACAUUUUACGGCUUGACUAAUCUAAAAUACUUGAGUUUGCAUAACAAUAAGAUCUCACUGCUACCAGAGAGAGCCUUCUCCACCCUGGAAAAUUUAACGUACCUGAGUUUGGUCAUCAAUGACAUCUCAGAGAUAUCGCCCACAGCUUUUUCCUCCAUGAAAAAUCUAGAAGAUCUGUAUAUUUCAAAAAAUAGAUUGACAGAGAUAGCUCCGGGAAGGUUUUCGGACCUGGUUAAUCUCAAAAAUCUAGAUUUGUCAAACAAUAAGAUAACACACAUAGCGACAGGAGCAUUCUCUGGUCUCAAAAAUCUUGAAAAACUUUAUCUGACAAGAAACAAGAUAAUGCAGACAUCCUCGUUUUCUGACAUGGUUCGUUUAAAGAAAUUGUUUCUUACCAACAACAAGAUAACACAAAUAGAACAAACAACGUUUGCCAACCUCAAGCGUCUAAGGGAAUUGCGUCUCUCCAAAAACAAGAUAACAAAGAUAGUGCCGCAGGCAUUCUCUGACUUGGUUAAACUUGAAAAGCUAUCACUUUCUGACAACAAUAUUGUGGAGAUAGCAACAACAGCAUUUUCAAAUCUCAAAAAUCUUGAAUCCCUGGAUCUUUCCAUCAACAAUAUUACAAAGACAGAAUGGCUGGCGUCUUCUGGUAUGAAGAAGCUUGAAAAAAUGUCACUUUCCAAAAACAAUAUAAACAAAAUAGCAACAGGAACAUUUUCUGUUGGCCUGAAUAAUCUUAAAAGCUUGGUCCUGAAUGACAACGGAUUAACAGAGUUAGGCUCAGAAUCUUUCUCCGGCCUCGUCAACUUAAAACAAUUAUACCUCGGGAACAACAAGAUAUCUCAUAUAGAAUCAGAGGCUUUUUCUGGCCUGGUUAAUCUUGAAUGGCUGUAUCUGGCUGCAAAUGAAAUAACCCAUGUACCAUCCACAGUGUUUUCUGAACUAAGGAAUCUUACAAUUCUGAAUUUGAGCAGGAACAAGAUAAAACAUAAAACACCAACAACGUUCUCCGCCCUAGGAAAUCUCCGUGAAUUGGACCUCUCCUACAAUGUAAUAAGGCUGAUUUUGCCACAAACGUUUUCUGGUCUCGUGACGUUGCCAGUCUUGGAUCUCUCCUUCAACAAAAUAACACGUCUUGUAUCAUCUGCAUUCUCCGGAUUGGAUAAUCUUGAAACCCUAACUUUAUCCAGUAAUAUGAUAAAAGAGAUGGAACCAGGGACCUUCACUGGCUUAAAAAAUAUUAAAAAGCUAGAUCUUUACAACAACAGUAUAAUAGAGAUAACUCCAUCAAUGUUUUCUUCUGGCUUAACAAAACUGGAAAUUCUAGAUCUUUACCUUAACAACAUAACCAAGAUAUCACCUACUGCAUUCUCCCCACUGGUGAAUCUAAAGUCAUUAAAUCUCUUCAGGAACAAUAUAACAGAGAUAGCACCAUCAACGUUCUCUGUUAAUGUUAAUGUUUAA